This is a messenger RNA of Acanthosepion pharaonis, 855 nucleotides long. NCBI's taxonomy places the organism in Eukaryota, Metazoa, Mollusca, Cephalopoda, Sepiida, Sepiidae. The record is from the annotation of a GenBank genome assembly.
AUGUAUCUAUCUAUUUGUGCAAUUGUAUCUAUCUAUCUAUCUAUCUAUCUAUUUGUGCAAUUCUCUCUCUCUCUCUCUUUAUCUAUCUAUCUAUCUAUCUGUUCUAUUGUCUCUAUCUAUCUAUCUAUCUAUCUAUCUAUCUAUUCCAUCUAUCUAUUCCAUCUAUCAUCUUCAAUUAUCUAUCUAUCUAUCUAUCUAUCUAAAUCAGUCCUUUUAUAUCUACAAUAUCAGUCUGUUCACUAUCUAUCUAUCUAUCUAUCUAUCUAUCUAUUUGUGCAAUUGUCUCUUUCUAUCUAUCUAUCUAUCUAUCUAUCUAUUUUCUCUCUCUCUCUUUAUCUAUCUAUCUAUUUGUGCAAUUGUCUAUCUAUCUAUCUAUCUAUCUAUCUAUCUAUCUAUCUAUCUAUCUAUCUAUCUAUCUUCUGUUUAAUAUCUAUCUAUCUAUCUAUCUAUCUAUCUAUCUAUCUAUCCCAGUUUAUAAAAAUAUGUUUCUGUUCAAUUCUUUCUAUCUAUCUAUCUAUCUAUCUAUCUAUUGAAAUCCAUCGUCUUCUGGAUGUAUGCUCUUUACUUCCCUCCACUUUUUCUGCUUUCCCUCACUCGCUUUCUCCCCACCCGCUAUAUCUCUCUCACUCUCAUCUUCUCCCCCACUCCCUAGUUUACACCCCCGCCCCAUUCUACAACCGACAACAACAUGUCAAGCCAUUCAAAUUCUUUCUUUCGCAAUUGCAGUUCAGUUCUCCGAUCGCUCCCUCGCCCCACUUAGAUCAACCCUGUUCUUCUUUCCCAACCCUUAUUUUAUUUUUAUUUUCUGUCCCUGCACCUUUUAUAGGCUUGUCGCUUUACAGAGCUCUACCCUAA